AUGUCAUAUACCGACGAUGCAGUGCUGGCAAAGCUGUCGACACUUGCUGAGACUCAGGACAGUAUAGUCACUGUUGCUCAAUGGAUCAUGUUUCAUCGACGACAUGCAGAACGUACAGUGCAGAUUUGGCUUCAGAGACUUAAGGACUCUUCCAGUCACAAGAGACUGAAUCUCGUCUACUUGGCCAAUGAGGUCUGCCAGCAAUCCAAGGUACGCCACAAGGAAGACUUUUUAGUCGCCUUCUCGCCUGUGAUUGCCGAAGCAAGUGCAACAGCCUACAAGGGCGCACCGUCAGAUAUCCAGCAGCGCAUCCGCCGAGUUGUUGAUGUCUGGAAGGAGCGUCAUGUUUUCGAGGAGCCCAUCCAAACCGCCAUAGAAACGCGCAUUGAAGAACUGGACAAGGCCAAGGGCAGCACCAAAGCCGGCUUUGCGGGAGCCAUUUUCGGUUCGUCCUCGUCUUUGCCAUCUGAGCUAUCUUCUUUGGCAACUCCUCAGCAGAAUGUCUCCAAGCUGCUUCUUUCCACCAAGACAGCCAUCAGCGGCUCAAACCAAGAUUACGACAAGUUGAUGGGACCUUCGGCCACGCCUCCGUCUGCCCCAGUCUAUGCUGCUAGACUCAAUGGUCUGCUCAAGACUCUUGCUAGUGCCGAAGGCGCAGUUGAGCAAUGUGUUCAAGCUCGAAGAACUCUGGUCGGCGAGCUACAAAAGAUAUUGGACACCAACAAGGCCGCCUUGGCCGCAGAUGAGGAGCAGUUAUCUACUUUAAAGAAGCGCAAGGUUGAGGUCGACGAUAAGAAGCGCGAUGUCGAGUUUGCCAUCAUGCAAGGUCUUUCCGACUCGGACUCGCCAGCUCCGAAUGGUCCUCAUGAGCCGUUGGCACCUGAGCCAGAGCAGCCAGAAGUCGAGGCUCUUACUCCGCCCGCUGCUGGACCUGAUGAACCUGAGGAUCCGGAGGAGGCCCAGUGGUCUUCGGAAAUUGUGCCUGAUGACAAGCCCACCCAACAGGGCACUGCUCAAGGAAUGGAGCUUCUCUCGAACCUCGCAUCUCAUUACAACUCUAUGCCGACUACCAUGAAUGGCUCCAAGAAGCGUCGACUUGACUCUGGAGAGGAAUUCCCAGACCUCGGUGGUGAUGAUGGCAUAGAUGCAGAUGUUGCCGAAAUGCUUCGCAAAGACAGCACUUGA
Molecule: messenger RNA, 1185 nt
Organism: Pestalotiopsis fici W106-1
Lineage: Eukaryota; Fungi; Ascomycota; Sordariomycetes; Amphisphaeriales; Sporocadaceae
Exons: 4
Coding region: 1-1185 (394 amino acids)
Biological process (GO): mRNA 3'-end processing
Cellular component (GO): RNA polymerase II, holoenzyme
Molecular function (GO): RNA polymerase II C-terminal domain binding
Source: RefSeq, a predicted model, not a curated record